UCAAAACACAGUCCAGCUGGUUUCAACAUUAAUGGGGUCGUUAGCGGCCUGUGUAGAGACUAGCUUAGACUUCGUGCGUCAGCGACAUCUGUUUACAAGAUAUAUUUUCUUUGAAGUGACUGUUGCAUUUGUGUAUAUAAUAUCAUUGCUUAGUGUGGUUGUGUGGAAAACAAGAGGAAUUGGUGUAUUAGGAGGGUGUUUCGAACAUCAAAUUCUAGUACAGUUUUUAAAUUAAGAAUUUACAGAUGUCGAUGAGAAUGAGGUUUCUUAGCCUAGUGGACGUCAUUCUUCGUGUACCACCACUGUUUGUCAUAGACGAACUUUUACGAAUUGGACAUGGUUUGCCUAUUGGCGAAAGUAAUUCUGAUAAUUCAUCGUUCGAAACCAAUGGUCAGAACGUUGAUGAAAUUGACAGCUUUGGUGAAGACAGAUUUUACGAAUUUCUCAUAAUUGCAGCUGUUAAGUUCAUACUCUCCGGUUUUGGUAUCAUAGCAGCAAUGUGCGUAUUUAUGCUGCGAACGAAGCAUCUGAUGAUUGUUUAUAUGUACCUGAUGUCUGUUGGAAUUGUAUUUGUCUCAUACUGGACAAAUGUUAGUACAAUGAAGACUGUUAUAACAUCAAUGGUGGAUGAAAGUGAUACUAGCAUCCUAGAAGAUAUUCUUUCUCUGAACUUGACCAAACUGUUUGAUCCAAAUGGUUGCGGGUUUGCAGUAGUUCAGAAUUAUUUCAUACAGUGUCUCCUAGCCUUUGUUUUUACUUAUGUGCACCUAGGUCCAAGGUACAGUUUGGUGCAAAAACUCAUACCUGUGAGUUUUAUGGCACCAUCGGUCCUUGCAGUGCUACCAGUACUACCACCAUCAGUACUACACCAUGCACCUGUUUUUGCAGCCUUGCUUCCAUUAGCAAUAGUGAAAUUUGUGUUGUGGUACAGUGCUUUGGCAGUUGUUCAGACAAUUUUCAGUGGAUACCAAAACACAAGGACUUUCAUAAAUAAUUACGGGCUCUCAGCACUUGUAGAAACUGAAUGGACCCGUUUGAAUGUCCCUACGGUGCUUCGCACGUUCUGGAUUCUCAGAGUUUGGGAACAUGCCAGCAUCUUGCUUGUGGAUCACUUGGCAGAAGAUGGAAGCAGUCUUACAGCAAUAGGAGCACUAUUUGGGAUGGCAAAGAGCCUUCUAAUAAGUGGUUGCGAGACAUUGAUGGCUGUUCUUGGAAUGGCAAGUGUUGUUUCUUACAUUUGUCACUAUAUUGGUUGUUUCUUUCAGUGGGUCCUCUUAAUAGAGGAAGAUGAUGAUCGAAGUAUUGGCACUGUCUCUGCAAUAUUGUUUUACAUACUGGCGCUACAAACUGGACUUACUGGUUUGGACCCAGAGAAAAGAUUUGUUCGGCUUUGUCGCAAUUUCUGUCUUUUAUUUACAGCCCUAUUACAUUUUAUACACAAUAUUGUCAAUCCGUUGUUAAUGUCUCUAAGUGCUUCCCACAAUCCGUCACUGCACAGACAUGUUAGGGCAUUGUUAGUCUGUGCUUUCCUCAUACUUUUCCCAAUUUCUCUCCUUACUUACCUUUGGUCUCAGCAUGCUACCAGCACUUGGCUGUUUGCAGUCUCAGCAUUUAGUAUAGAAGUGAUAGUAAAAGUGGUUGUAUCACUCCUGAUAUACUCUCUCUUCUUAAUUGAUGCAUACCGCAGUACGUUCUGGGAGAAGUUGGAUGAUUAUGUAUAUUAUAUUAGAGCUUCAGGAAAUGCAGUAGAAUUCUGCUUUGGCAUAUUCCUGUUUUUCAAUGGAGCAUGGAUUUUGUUUUUUGAAUCUGGUGGUGCAAUACGUGCCAUAAUGAUGUGUGUCCAUGCAUAUUUCAACAUUUGGUGUGAAGCUCGAGCUGGCUGGAGCGUGUUCAAGAAAAGACGCACUGCAGUAAAUAAAAUAAAUUCACUUCUUGAGGCCACACCAGAACAGCUGGUUGAGUUAAAUGAUGUCUGUGCCAUUUGUUAUCAAGAGAUGAAAAGUGCAAAAAUUACACAUUGCAAUCACUUUUUUCAUGGUGUAUGCCUGAGGAAAUGGUUGUAUGUGCAAGACAGGUGCCCCCUCUGUCACAAUAUCCUUUAUCAGGUAGACACACCCAAAGAUGGGACUGAUGCACGAGGCAUUGAGGACAAUGCUGCUCCACAGGAUCCACAAAAUGUUCAAGAGGUUGCCAAUGGUGUAGCUGCACAGCUGCAAGCAAGAAUAAAUGACAUCGAAGAAGAUCGUACGUUAAGGGUACCAGAUGUGAGGCAAAGGCAAGAAGACUUAGAAAAUGUACCAAGAUGAAGUUAAAUAAAUUUUAUGGAGCAAUAUUUUUGAACGUUGACAUCGAUGUUGAACACUUCGUGCAUUCAUCAGUGUACAAAAUUCCAGGUUCUGAUGUGUUACCAAUUUGUUUGGAAAUCAGGAACCUUCAUUAGACUGCCAGUUCCAUAAUGUCAUGAAAAUUUUAAUGCAUGAUGUGUGUGUUGUUAUUUGUUUAUACCAUCAAUGUAUUCAGUUUCUUGUCAGUGAUGCUACAGUUUGUAUCAUCUACUGAAAGAAAUUAUUGAUUUGUUACAAAAUCAAUGUUAAAAGUUCUGAUUAUCAAGUUGUAUUUGGCAAUUACACAUCUUCAUUGUGUUGCUUUCUUUAUUUUUUGAAGACUUCUGCUUUAUUUUUAUUUAGUCAUUGAUGACGAUAUUGGUAAACGAUAUUUUUUGGUGAAGUGGUUUCAUAGAAAGGGAAGCUAAUAAUUUUACUAAAAAAAACAGAAAUUAAAAGUACUGGGAGCAAAGGGCGUUUUGUGGACCACAAAUUAAUUUGCUUUUGAGUUCUUUAUUUGAUGAUGUUUUUUCAAAAACUGUGAUUUUAGACUGGACGAUAUUUCUGUUUCUGUUGCAGAAUUUUUUGAAACAUAUUUUAGUUUCUUAAUUUAUUUGAGUUUGAAGUGACUGUAUAUAGAAACCUUUAUUAUAUUUUAAAUCAGCAGUUUGAGAAAUGAGAUGUGUAAACUGUUUAAUGUGUGAAAAUAAAUUAUUUUCUUUUAAUUAUUUUUUUUUAGAAUUGUCGUAUUGUUGGUUCUAUGCAUUUAAUGAGACUGAUAGCAUAACUAGUGGGACAAAGCAAUUUUUUUUAUUUUCAAACACAUUGAAGUUCCAAUAUUUUAUUACUGUGUACGUAGUAAAAAUAAAUUUUGCACUUACAUUAGAUGCUAAUGCAUUCUGAACUUGUCCUGAAAUAUGAAAAUAUAAACAUUUUUGGAUUUACUGCACUUA
Messenger RNA from Schistocerca americana (American grasshopper), 3277 nucleotides. It is a transcript of the gene Trc8, whose product is annotated as protein TRC8 homolog. NCBI's taxonomy places the organism in Eukaryota, Metazoa, Arthropoda, Insecta, Orthoptera, Acrididae. Gene Ontology annotation, cellular component: endoplasmic reticulum; endomembrane system. The transcript is spliced from 2 exons. Gene Ontology annotation, molecular function: ubiquitin protein ligase activity. Gene Ontology annotation, biological process: ERAD pathway. Bases 246 to 2306 code for a protein of 686 amino acids. The record is from RefSeq and is a predicted model, not a curated record.